Molecule: messenger RNA, 1665 nt
Organism: Plasmodium vivax (malaria parasite P. vivax)
Lineage: Eukaryota; Apicomplexa; Aconoidasida; Haemosporida; Plasmodiidae
Exons: 1
Coding region: 1-1665 (554 amino acids)
Biological process (GO): reciprocal meiotic recombination; meiotic DNA recombinase assembly
Cellular component (GO): Rad51B-Rad51C-Rad51D-XRCC2 complex; replication fork; Rad51C-XRCC3 complex
Molecular function (GO): crossover junction DNA endonuclease activity; four-way junction DNA binding
Source: RefSeq, a predicted model, not a curated record
AUGAUAAGAAAAAAGUGGGCACCCAACGAAAGGGUCAUCAGACCCAUCGUCAGCAAAGGAUGCAUCAAUCCAGUCAACAUAAAAAAUGUAAAAGAGUUGAAAGAAGAAUUAAAAGAUAAAAUAUACACAAACAUAUACGCAUUCAAUACGUUAUGCGAUGGUAUAUACGUCAGUAGAGGCAUCCAUGCAAUUACGGGGAGGAGAAACAGCGGGAAGAGUAGCCUGUGUGCACACAUUUGUGUGAACCUCUUUUUUAACGACUGGCUGCACUACUUCCACUUGUUUUACUCUGCCUUUUUUGACUUUGUGCAAUUUUUGGAAAAUAAAAAUUUUGAAAAUAAGUUUUGCUUGCGGACGGCUAGUCGCCUGCGCCAAUUGGGGGCGGAGUUCGCCCUGGGGAACAAAAACUUCGGCGAGUUUAGGCAGCUGCUGAGGCACUUCGCUGCGCAGUUCGUCGAGGCGGAAGGGGGCCAGGGAAUGGGUAUCUGGGGUGGUAGCGAUAGUAGCGGUGAAGGGGGGAGCGGCGAAUGUGGCCUCCACCCCCACCGCUGCCAUCACCGCGCCCCCCCUCAGCGCUUCUCCAAACGCAGGGCCAUCUACCUCGACCUGGACAACAGCUUCUACAUCGAGCGGUACAAAAAUAUGAUCCACUCCUCGCUCGAAAAAAUAAAAAAGCUGAUGAGCACCUACAAGGAAUUUUGCCUUGAAAGAAAAAGCUCCCUCUUCCUGCUGCUGCUAGAAGGCGACGGAGAAGUGAAGGAGUUCCUCUCACCGCUACGAAGGAAGUACACCGAAUCGUAUGACCCCCUCAUGCACUGUUUUAACCUCCACUUGGAAAAGCACCUCAAUCGCAUCACAUUCGCAGACGUAUACAAAAACUUCCAACUUUUAAAAGUAUUUCACUUAGGCGAACUCAUCAACGUUAUUAACUUUAUCAGCAGCGAAGUGAAAAAAUGGGAACAGCCAGGGGGUAGACACUUCAGUAGGCACGUGCCGUCCGACUUAGGGGUACUCGUCGUGGAUAACAUAAAUUACCUGCACAGGGGGGGACCCCAAGGGAAGAACAAAUGGAACAACGAAAUAAAGCAGCUCCUAAAUACGCUGUCCGAUUUGUCAACAGAAAAUAAUGUGUGUGUUCUCCUUACGAAUAAUGAAAAUAAUUAUUUUAAAAAAAAAGAAGAGAAGCUCUUCCGUCUGUACUCCAAAUAUGUGUACAGACAUGUGCUCGUCAAAUUUAUUAACGAAAAAAAACUUUUUGAGUUUUACUUUCCUGCUAAGGGGAAAAGCAAAUUGGGGCGUCCCCAUGGGAAAGCCAACCCAAAGGGGAGUACCCAAAUGAAUGGGGGCCUCAUCAGGGAGGACAACGCCAACCGGAACAGCGGCAGCGAUGGGAAUGCAAACUCGUCUAGCGAGCAGAGCUUUAACGAGCUGUCGGGCAGUGCCCACGCGGAGUACGCGGGAUACGCGGACGGGGAGGACGUGCACGAUGGAAGCGCCGCCCAUGAUGGGGACCACUCCGAUGAUAGCGAUGACGAAGACGCCAGCGAUGCCUUCUUCAAAAAAAGGUACAACCUCAGGUACAUAAAAAUAAAAAGGAAGAAACGCAAACCGGAGCUGUGCUUCUUCGAGAUAAACGAGUUCGGGAUCGAGACCAUGCUGGGUUGA